Molecule: messenger RNA, 925 nt
Organism: Lotus japonicus
Lineage: Eukaryota; Viridiplantae; Streptophyta; Magnoliopsida; Fabales; Fabaceae
Product: putative 4-hydroxy-4-methyl-2-oxoglutarate aldolase 2
Exons: 2
Coding region: 173-673 (166 amino acids)
Biological process (GO): regulation of RNA metabolic process
Molecular function (GO): ribonuclease inhibitor activity
Source: RefSeq, a predicted model, not a curated record
UAUGAAGACUACGCAUCCUGCUGAGGUAAGAGGGAGAGUUGAUAACUUUGAUUGAUAUCUCUUCUGUCAAAUCUACUUCCACUGCCAAAAGAUUCAACUCAUAUCUCCCUCCGUACACUCCUUCACUCCAUUCUUGCAAAUCCCAGAUCUGUGAAAUCGGUUCUUGAGGUAAAUGGCCCUGGUUACCACUGCUGAGGUGUGUGAUGCAAAUCCACAACUAAUUUUGAGCGGGGAGGUUCGUGCCCUUCACCCAGUUUUUCAGAUCUAUGGUCGGAGACAGGUUUUCUCUGGCCCUGUAGUUACCUUGAAGGUAUUUGAGGACAAUGUUUUGGUCCGCGAGUUCCUUGAAGAGAAAGGCAAUGGAAGAGUGCUUGUGGUGGAUGGGGGAGGGAGUUUGCGCUGUGCAAUAUUGGGCGGAAACCCUGUGGUGCAAGCACAGAACAAUGGAUGGGCAGGUAUUGUUGUGAAUGGAUGUAUAAGAGAUGUGGAUGAGAUCAAUGGUUGUGAUAUUGGGGUGAGAGCUCUAGCUUCACACCCCAUGAAAGCCAAUAAGAAAGGCAUGGGAGAAAAGCAUGUUCCCAUAACUAUUGCUGGGACUAGGAUCUCUGAUGGGGAAUGGCUUUAUGCUGACACAGAUGGAAUUCUGAUAUCUCGAACCGAGCUUUCUGUUUAAAUUGAUGUGUUUGGAUUUCCGUUACAUUCGUCUAAAAGCACUUUUGUUCAAAUCCAUUAACAGACAUGGAUUUCUGUUGAAGUGCUUUUAACCGUUGCUAACAUAAAUCCAUACUUAUAUUUUUCGACAGGCAUUUCCUGGAGUAGUGCUUUCUGUACUUGUGUUCUUGACUCGGUUUCCUAGCUUCCACGACAUUGUAACGCUAUUAAUCACCAUGAUAAUGAAAGUAGGUUGGAGUGUUUGUCCAUUUUA